Messenger RNA from Salvelinus fontinalis (brook trout), 1572 nucleotides. Its product is annotated as pentatricopeptide repeat-containing protein 2, mitochondrial-like. Gene Ontology annotation, biological process: mitochondrion organization; multicellular organism development; regulation of mRNA processing. Gene Ontology annotation, molecular function: protein binding; RNA binding. Bases 1 to 957 code for a protein of 318 amino acids. Gene Ontology annotation, cellular component: mitochondrion. Lineage: Eukaryota; Metazoa; Chordata; Actinopteri; Salmoniformes; Salmonidae. The transcript has 9 exons. The record is from RefSeq and is a predicted model, not a curated record.
AUGAGGACCAUUUUCUAUUCUGCAGGUCAUUAUUUGGAGGUAUUCAAUCGGAAGCUAAAGAAGAACGAGAUAAUAUUGAAGGAUGAGCUGAAACUGCUUCUACACCUAUGCCAAUCUACAGCCAGAGGUGCCAUCUACAGGUACCACGAAGAUAACAGUAAUGUAGCAUUUGGAGAGUUUAAGUUUGGUCCCCUGUUCAUGAAGCUGUGCUAUGAGCUGGGGCUGGAGGAAAUGGCUGCUGCUACUCUGACAGACAAGGACAUGAGAGGAUUCUUUUCGGACUCAACCUCCUUCAAUAUUGCCAUAGACAUGUUGUUUAUGAAAGGAUUAUAUGAGAGUUCUCUGGAUGUACUAAGAGACAUGAAGAACCAAGGUGUGCCAUUCAACAAGGACACAUUCACACUAGCAACUGGUACCUGCUAUAAACUGAAUACCCCGGAGUCCUAUAGAAUCUGUACUGCCCUGAUAGAGGAGGAACAGACCAAAGGACACAUUAUGCCCAGACAUGCCUACUGCUUCACUGUGGCUCUACCACUUAGACAGAAUGAUGUUGAAAAAGCACAAUCCAUGUUCUGUCAGAUUAUGAGCACUGACAGCAGAAUAUGUCAAUAUCUCAAAGUGCUGAUACUGGCUAUGGCAGGAGCUGUGAAAGAAUCACUCUCUGUCUUGACCUUAGCUUUGGGAUCCAGCAGCCCUGCAUUUAUAAAGAAGCCUGAAUUCGCACAGGAAGUGGUGGACCUGGUGCGUCUUCGGAGCGAGGACAGUCCUCUGAUGGCGAGAGUGGAGCAGGCAGUGUCCCACCUCCAGCAGGUAGGUCAGGUGAAUCAACGAAACGUGGACGAGAUGUUGUGUCAUACCCCCAUGGGGAAGAAGAGGAUGCCCAUGGGGAUAAUGGACGAGAGACGGAUCAGCCGGAGGACUCUGAGGCCUCUGCAGUCCACUCUGUUGUCAGAGUGAAUGGGACUAGGUGUAUCUCUCAGCGUGUUUGAGGGGAUCAAGGUGAGGCGCAGAAUUGUGAAUCUUGAUCAGGUACUGAGUAGGUUUUUGGGAGGGAAUUUGCAGAUCAGUGAUUCUGCGCAGUCCAAGUGCAAUGUAGUCGAUUUUAAACAAACAUUGUUUCAUUCUAAACUCUACCUUAAUUGUACCAGUCCCUGUCACAGCCAUGGGGUCUUCUCUCACACCACCCAAGCAAGGCUGAACAGAGAUGCGCUCUCUCCCUACACCCAGACCUGGACUUUAUAGCGACCUAUAGUGUACCAGUCAGUGCAAUGUACCUCUCCUCUCAGCCAGAGACCCUUUUGUAUUCCUCCUUUUUGAUCAUAUUCUUCACCUGUUCACAUGCAAUGGUACAGGUAUACUAGUUGGUUCUAUGUCUGGGGAGCCCCUUCAGAGCAUUUCAGACUUUUAACUGCUGACUGUGAAAAGGUUAGUUGAAUCCAAGGGACACCAAUGUGUGCAAAAGAAGAAUGUAAUAGUGUAUGUGAGACAGAUAUGUAUAAACAUGUCAUUAUUUGUGAUUUAUAGGGUAAUACAUAUUGAAUGAAAUAAAAGCUGCUGUUGUAGAACUCUUUA